CUGCAGGUCACGUGUUUGCUGCUCAUGGUGGUGCUCUGUCUCACGUCACCCGUGUUAUUGUCCCACGCCAGGUCUCCCCGUGAAUGCACGCCCACUGUGAGUUCGCCGCCGCGUGCACCGCGAUCAGCCCUCCGGUCGGGAACACGAGGCGAGGACAUUCUGCCCGCCCUGAAACAGGAGUCCGGGAGAUCCUGCACACAGAGCUGUGGGGGGUAUCCACCCGGCGGUACUCCCCACUAUUUAUAUGUUUACUGGCUGAACCGGCUGCCAGACCCACUGCAUUAUUAGAAGAUUGAAACCCUGCAUUGUGGGAGAUUCUGCUGGUCUAAUUGCAAGACCCUACAAUCGUUGUCUAUAUAGGACCUUGAACUCCUGCAGUGUUGAGAUUGCUUAGACGUGGGAGACCAUCAGGUUUUUUUUUGUUUUUUUUAUACUAAAGUGGAAUUCAAAGUAAAUUUCAAGUUUAAAGGAACACUAUAGUGUUAGGAAUACAAAACUGUUUUCUUAACCCUAAAGUGCCUCCAUGGGGUGGUAAUUAAAGGGGUUAAAAACCCUUUAUUUAGUAACAUGAUUCCUGCCACACCCACAUUAUCAAUCCUUUCCUAUGAUUAUUUUGAAGACGCUGGACAUCCAACAUCAUUUCAUGGAGUUAAGUGCUGUAAAAAGCCAGAACGCACCUCUAGUUGUUGUUGAAAGACACAGUUCCCCUUUAACUCUGCGAUGUAAACAUUGCAGGUUCUAUGAGACUGCAAUGUUUUACCAUGCAGGGUUACAGGGACAGGGGUACUUCACACAGAUCACUUCAAUGAGUGGUCCUUUACAGACCAAAGUGGCCAAACCCGAAGCAUAGUUGAUUUGGAGAACUUUUCUAGUUCAGCUUUACUGGGACACUAUAGUCAUUUGAAUUUAAUGUAGUGGUUCUGGUGCCUAUAGCCUGUCCCUGCAGGCUUUUCAAUGUAAACAUUUCCUUUUCAGAGAAAAGUAACACCUGUAGUGGCAAUAACUCAGAUGGCCACUAGAGUGGCUUCUUAUAUCAGUGCUGCACUGUGUACAGCACCUGUGUUCAGGAUCUCCAUUAAUCAGUUCACGAGGAGAUGCUGAUUGGUGCAGCACAACAUUUUCCUGUGCAUGGAUUGGCUGAGAUUGUCAAGAUUGAUGAUGGAAGCGGGACCAGCCGUGGUGAGACCGGUGGAGAAAAGAUAAAUUGUAUCUAAAAUCAGAGGGGGGCACCGGAUGGUGGGGCACAGGCACCCCACACAGUUAAGCCGACCUACAGCUAAUUCGGCAUACUUCUGCUGUGGCAGUGUCACCAGAAGCAAAGGGGUAGGGAAUUUUCACGGGUGUAAAGGAUAGGAGCCUAUGUCCCUCCAUCUUGUCUCACUACGCUAGUUUUAGUUAUUGUGCGCGUGCAGCAGAUAGCAAAGUCAGUCAGGGAAAUAUGAUAAAACAUUGGUCCUGGCAUCAGCAUACAGUGACAAGCUAUCACAGUGUUCUGAUGCUUAUCAGCUCAUGCAGCACUGAGAAUUGUACCCAAAAUAGGGACUGUCCUUCCUAAACAGGGAUAGUUGGGAGAUAUGACUAAGGGUUUUGAAAGAUAAGCACGUUAAUGAAUUGAUUAGAAGCAAUGUGGGAACACUCCAGGCAGUCAGAUGAGCAUGAUGGAUUCCUGGUUUACUAAGCACACUAGCAGAAGUGAAGGGAUUCCGUAGGGAAGCAUUCUCCUAUACCAUUCACUAUAUAAAGAAUUGAAAAGAAUAGACAAAUUGGCAAAACUCACUUUUCCCAGCACGGCUAGUUUGAACUUCAAUUCACUGUUUAGUGAACCAAUCCUAUGGUUCUCUUAUUUUGCUGUUUACUUACCUGCGUUUGCUCUUCUGGACAGCAGGGGACCCAGGGAGCAGCCUGGAGCCUCUAUACAGAGCAGGACCAGGAAGAGAAUGUAACAUGCAGCCUUUGGAAAAAGGUGUCCUUAAAUUCAGCCAUUGUGGCAGAGACAUUUAUUGCAGCCUCAUCCCAGAGCUGUGCCCUGUGUGUGGGCAAAGUGCUGUAAACUCCUGGAAGCUGGAAGACGCACCUGUCAGCAUUCCCAGCCCUUUCCUGAAUGGACACUGGGAAAAAUGCAGCUUUGUACUCAAACCAACAGCAGGCCUGUUUGGGUAAUAUUAUACACCUUCUGUUGUAUUACUAAAUGUAUAUAACUCUCCAUGUUGGAGCCAUUUGUUUGUUGGGUGUGUGAAUAACUUAUUAUUAUUUAUUUUUUUAAACUGCAUGUUUUUCAUUACAUAUAGCAUGCAAUGAGUUAAUCUGAGGAAAUCAGGACAAGAUCAUUUGGGGCUAGUUGUGGGAAAUCAAUGGCAGUAUUCCACUAAAGGUGCAGUUAUCCAGAUACUGUAGGUAUUAUCUGUUGGCUACCCUACACUAGCCAGGAAUUAGGCCUACACUAGCCAGGAAUAUACUAAAUGUAUAUAACUCUCCAUGUUGGAGCCAUUUGUUUGUUGGGUGUGUGAAUAACCUUACACUAGGAACAAAGAUGUGAGAGAUAAUUCCAAGCAGGCAAGAAUGCAAAUCUAUUCCCCAGACCAUUAUUUAAGAUGAAAGACCAUUAAACUAAUGGGUGAUUUUAGGACUUGUGGACACUGUGCUAUUGUUACUAUACCCCAUGUUUAGAAGGGAGUAGUUCUUGGGACAAGCUUUUGCCCUCAUCUCUGACUUGCCAAAUUCUAUGAUAAUUGUGUAUUUUCACUUGUAGUAUCACUCCUAAGUAGCCAUUUAUAAUACCCUCAAAACAUUCCUAAACUCACUGCAUUAUAAAUGGAUCCUGUUGACGCUCUUUAUUGAAACUCUAUUUUCCUCAUCACAGAAACAUUGGACAGCAAUUUGAUGUUUGAUAAAUGUGCAUCUGCUAUCAUUUUUUAUGUUUUGGCAAUUCAUGGACUUUUUAAGUUUAAAGGAUCACUAUAAUGUCAGGAAAACAAAGCUGUUUUCCUGACACUAUAGUGCCCUGAGGGUGCCCCCACCCUCAGGGUCCCCCUCCCGUGGCGCUGAAGGGGUUAAAACCCCCUCAGCAGCUUACCUUAUUCCACCGGCGAGCUCCCUCAGCGCUGGUGACAUCAGCUCCCCCGUCUGACGUCAGCGGAGCCAAAUGCACAUGCGCGGCAAGUGCCACACACGCAUUCAAAGUGUCCAUAGGAUGCUUUCCUAUGGACGCUCUGCGCGAUGGAGGCAUAAUAUGCCUCCAGCGUUGCAGAGGCGCCUCUAGUGGCUGUCCGGAAGACAACUAGAGGCAGGCUUAACCCCAAAUGUAAACAUAGCAGUUUAAAACCUGAGGGACCUGGCACCCAGACCACUUCAUUGAUCUGAAGUGGUCUGGGUGACUAUAGUGUCCCUUUAAGUUAACACUGACAAAGAAAUAAAAAAAUUGCAUCAAGUUAGAAAAUUCAGCUGUUCUAAUUGUGUCUUUCAGGGAAUAUGAUGGGUGCUCCGAUCUUCACGUUGGGAUAUCAAGCACCAGUGGUGAGAUACUGCAUUACAUACACUUUUUUAAAUGUACAAUCCACGUAACCCAGCUUCAUGUUUAUUCCCCUGCAUGUACAGGCCACAUGUGUUAAGAGUGCCAGGUUUGUUACGUUUAGAAGACAUGAAGGUUAUUUUGUCAUUUCCUAUUCAACCUGUUGUAACAUUAUAUUCACGGGGGCUUAGAAAUAAUCUAUUAGCAUGUAUUCUUCUGUGCUGAAUAAAUAAGAGAGUGACUGACUACUGCACAUGACUCAUAUGCAGGAGCCUCACAUAUGGUUACUGAAGUAAUGUCAAACAGGGGGUAACCCUUACUGAUCAAUAUAGAAGCAAAAAAUAGUUAGAGAAACCCAGCAGAGUGGAAGUUUCACUACGAGAUUACUAUAAAUGGGUAGAAGCCACUUUAUUAGGAUAAAAACAUAGAACUUUAUUAGCUAAGAUUAAAAAGGAAAAAACGUGUCUACAAAUGUGGACAAACUAGUGUGUCUAGUGGGCUGAAUGUAUUGUAACAACAGAUAUUCUUUAACAGAAAAAAGGGGAUUAACCACUGUUAGAUAUAAGGUCAGUAAAGAACUAGUUAAUACAUAUAGAUCACAUAGAAGAGGAGUGUCAGAAAACUGGACACUCUGUGUCUAGGCAAAGGUGCUGCAAUAUAUCAGAUAGAUUGUUACAAAGUAUUAUUUAAGAGCUCAUGCUUAGGAGAGGUUGAAAUUAAGUAAUCAUUUUACUGAUGUGGUAGUGGGCAGGGAGUAAGUAUAGAUGCAGUUAAUUUUAUUAAAGGACCACUGUAGUGCCAGGAAAACAAACUCAUUGAUUGUGAGAGGGAGGGGGGUAAUGAGGGGAGAGGGGUGUGAUUGAUUGUGAGAGGUGGGGGGGUGAUGUGAUGAGUAGAGAGAGGGGGGGUGAUGUGAUGAGGAGAGGGAGGGGGGGAGAUGCAGGGGGGAUUAAAAAUUACCUUAAAUCGCUGGUGGUCCGGUGCCUAUCAUUUCCGGUCUGCAGCUCCGCGGAGCUGCAGACCAUGGAUCUCGCAAGACCCAAUCAGAGCGUUGCCGUAGUAACUUGCGGCAACGCUCUGAUUGGGCAGUGCUCGCGAGACACAUGGUCAGCAGCUCUGCACAUUGCGUAGCUGCAGACCUGUUUUGGCGAUGGGCGCAGGAGGGGCAUUGCAGUCUGUCCCGGGCUCCCCCUAGUAAAUUGGCACCCGGGACUGCCCCCUCCCCCGCAGUACGCCACUGGGUACUGGGAACUGCCUCGAAGCAGUUCAAGGGAGUUAUUAGUUUAUCUAGUAUUAAGAUUUAUUUAUCUAAUUUUAUUAGGAGUCAUAGGCAGAGUACAUAUUGGUGUUCUCUUCAUCACUUAGCGCUGCCGUAUCGUUACUCCUUUUUCUAAGUAUCCAUCUAAUUAUGCCAUUAUGGCUCAAACGGUUUAUUUAACGUGUAUAUCUUUUAUAUAACUGCAUCUAUACUUACUCCCUGCCCACUACCACAUGAGUAAAUUGAUUACUUAAUUUUAACCUCUCCUAAGCAAGAGCUCUUAAAGGACCACUAUAGUUGGCACUAUAGUGCCCUGAGGGUGCCCCCACCCUCAGGGACCCCCUCCUGCCCAGCUCUGGAAAGGGGUUAAAACUUACCUUUUUCCAGCGCUGGGUGGGGAGCUCUUCUCCUCCGAUCCUCCUCCUCUCCUCCCCGUCGGCUGGCUGCGCAUGCAUUCAACCGGUCGCAUAGGAAAGCAUUAUCAAUGCUUUCCUAUGGACGCUUGCGUGCUCUCACUGUGAUUUUUCACAGUGCGAAUCACGCAAGCGCCUCUAGCGGCUGUCAAUGAGACAGCCGCUAGAGGCUUUGGGGGAAGGCUUAACCCAUUCAUAAACAUAGCAGUUUCUCUGAAACUGCUAUGUUUAUAAAAGAAUGGGUUAACCCUAGAUGGACCUGGCACCCAGACCACUUCAUUAAGCUGAAGUGGUCUGGGUGCCUAGAGUGGUCCUUUAAAUAAUACUUUGUAACAAUCUGAUAUAUAACGGUAACGUUGCCUAGACACAGAGUGUCCAGUUUUCUGACACUCCUCAUCUAUGUGUAUUAACUAGUUCUUUACUGACCUUAUAUCCAAUAGUGGUUAAUCCCCUUUUUUCUGUAGAAGAAUGUCUGUUGUUACAAUAUAUUCAGCCCACGAGCGACACUAGUUUGUCCACGUUUGUAGACAUGUUUUUUUCUUUUUAAUCUUAGCUAAUAAAGUUCUAUGUUUUUAUCCUAAUAAAGUGGCUUCUACCCAUUUAUAGUAAUCUCGUAGUGAAACUUCCUCUCUGCUGGGUUUCUCUAACUAUUUUUUGCUUCCAUAUUCUUCUGUGCUGUUACUGUUUAGCAUGAAGAUACAUUGGACAGUAUGAGACUUGAAGGGUAGUGAUAGGACUCACAAAUGGUAGUAUGAGAAAUAUGCCAAAUGUUUAGUUAUACGGCAGACGUUAGAUAGAAGUCCUGUGCAUGGAAUUACUAAAUUGUCCUUACAUGUGCAGACAUAAUAUGAAAAUGCAGCACGCAUAAAAAAUAUGGGCUAAUACCCUAAUGAGCUUACAAAAUGUGAUAUAAAUGCCCAUUACAGAGCAUGCACAAUGUAAAAUGGUUUAUAAAAACUUUAUUUACUACGUUGGGGUGAACAGGGAGCAGUUGAAGCGUGAUCAAAGACAAAAGAACUCCAAGUAGGUCACAGUUAUAGGCAGGUCAGAACUAGGAUUAAAUGCACACAGGGAUAUUUACAUUUAUAUUUAAGGUGACAAUUCAGAGUUAAUUUCAUAUUUAUGGCCAACUUAACUGUACUGGAAAAAAAAAAAAUCUGUCAGCUACUUUGACAUUUUAAAGAGUUACGGCAACCCCUUUUUUCCUAUAUAUCUUUUUUUAAUAUAUAAAAUUUAGUGAGCCCAUUUUUAAAGAGAGACAGAUUAUAUAUAUAUAUAUAUAUAUAUAUAUAUAAUCUGUCUCUCUUUUUAAAAAUGGGCUCACUAAAUUAUAUGCAAGUCGCAUCGUUGCAAAAGGAAGGCAACGAGUGUGCACUUUAAUCCACCAAAUAAUGGGCCAUGCGCAAAACAUGCUCACAUUCCCACACAUUGAGAAACACAAACGCAUGCAAAGGCUGGUCAACGGCAUCCAGGGCUGAAACCAGAAAUGGGAAUAAUGCCACUGUGCCCUGCCACAGAUGGGUUUACAAUUAGCAUUUUGUUUGCUUUAUAUAAUUUGUUCACAAUAUACACAGUAGGAGUUUGUAUAGUGGUUUAUUUUGAGUGUUUACUGCCACUAUAAUCAAGGUUAUGUCACAACUGUUCUCAUGUAAAAACCCACAUCCUUUACUGCCUCCUGUAUUGAUUAGCAUUGGAGAUAAACUGGUUUAUAAACACAGAAUUAAAUCCAAAUUGCAAAACGUAGGCUACAAUAGCCAAGCUGGGCUUACUUUGUAUGGACUAGAAAACUGAUGCAUCAGAUUUAGUAUUGUAUUGAGGGGAUAAUAUACAAGGUGAAUGGCUGUUAAUGGAUUAGAUUGACUGCAAAUUAACCUAUAGGUGUUUGUUCCCAGGUUUUGUGUUUCAUUACAAUGAGACAGGCAUUCACAGAGAUGAUUUGGGCUGGGAGCAGUGUGUGAGUGUUCCACUUGUGCCACCAGAUAACUACGUGUUGUUCAACCAAUGGGAUUGCUACUUGCAGGAAUUUGCAUCAUUAGAUAAAUGGCUAUCGCUCAGGUAUGGAUUUAUUUAAAAACCAGAAAAUAACAAUGGAUUCACUAAUUAAGUUCAUAAACAUGCAAAGUUUAUGUUCAUUACUGCAUUUAUAUUAUAAAUAAGAAUAGUGGUCAAAUCCAGGUUAGAGUCAUCCUGUAAAACAGUUGUAACAUUAAUGAGAACCUGUUGAAAUAUUUGACCAAUAAUAUUAAUGUUGAGGCCUACAUCAAUGCAUAAAUUGUAAAGGAACACCCCCAAACCUGUAACCAUGUAACCUCAUUUAAGUUAUUGUGGGAGAUGGAGUGUCUGACUACAUUGCAAUAUUUUAUUUCCAAAUUUGGAGCUUCAGUGCCUGAUACAGCUGCUCCCUGGCUUCCUUCUUUUCACUGUAGUAUGAGAAAGGUUUAGCCAUUGAUAUAUUGAGAAUGUCACCUUAGUUGAAGGUAAGACAGUGCGCCUGCAUUUUAGUUGUUAAGGGUAUGGGUGUGUUCCUUUAAUAUAAAUGUUCAGUGUAUCAUGAUAUAGAUAUUUUUUUAAAAAGGAUAUUACAGUGAGUGAUUUCGUAUAGCCAAUAUUUGUCAAAUGAAUCCAUACAUGUCAUGUACGGUCACAGCCUAAUUUCAUCUGCAUUUUUUUUUUUUUUUUGCCAGUCCAAGUCUUAUUAAAAUUCUAGAAUUAAACUUAUUUUUAGAGUUGGCUGUAUAAUAUAUCACAGUAACAAUAUAAGAAAUGUAACUGCUUAACUCCUUCACCAACAGAUGGCUUGCCAAAAUAGCUUACAACAACCCCCAUCCAAGAGAGAGAGAUAUAUAUAUAUAUAUACACACACACACACACACACACACACACACACAGGUACCUCGGUUUACAAAUAAAAAUACAUUGAAAAUAAUGCCUAGGGUUACAAUAUUUUUUCGCAAUACAAAGCAAGCUUCCCCAGGAUGCAUUGCGCCUGAGAGGUUUAUAGCACCACUCCGUGCAUGCUGGAGUCUGUGGUUAGCGCGUGGCGUAGAGUGUGGAGGUGUUGGAGUGGCUUUUGCAUCAAGUUUUAGAGCCAUUCUGGAUUUUUUUUGCAGUGGUUUUUAGGACUUUUUUGGUGCAUUUCUCAAGUGGUGUAAAGGUAAGGAGCUGAGCUUUGUCAUUUGCAUGCCUUUUACUGUGUGUUCUACAUUGUGGGUUGGUUACCAUGCCAGCUCAUUUUGCCUUUUUCUGACCUCCAGAACGGAUUAAUUGGUUUUCAAUGCAUUCCUAUGGGAAACCGUGUUUCGUUUACGAAUUUUUCGCAAUAAGAAACGUCCCAGAGAACGCAUUAAACUUGUAAACCGAGGUACCACUAUAUAUGUAUAGUCUCCUUCAUAUCUUGUCUGGGUACAGACCCCUCUGAAUGCUAGCUUUCAGCAUCAACAAAGAGCGGCACAGGUCAGGCCACAAAGAUCUGCUGUAUGGGACCUCAAAAAUAAUAAUUUGCAAAUUAAAUUCACUUUCAAUAAUAAAAAUAAUGUAUACACAAUCCUGGGUAUGGGUGAAUACACAUGUUCUGACGUGAAGGGGGUUAACACCAUAACCAUUAUAGCUAGGGAUGCACCGAAAUUUUUGGCCGAAAAUGGGUCAAAUUUGCCGAAAUUAAUUUUGUUUUUAAUAUUUGUAGUGCAUAGUUUAACAGACAUGCUUGCAUUAACAAUUCAGAUGAUUAUCACAAAGAAAGAUAGUAAUGAUAAGUCAAAAAUACUGCACUUGGGACAGGGGAGAGGAGAAAAGAACACUAUGGGACAAGUAAGGGGGGGAGACUAAACGAAGGGAGAAGGGGAGUUUUUAAAAUUAGAUGAAUUAAAAAGUCUAAUAUUAAUAAAAUUAUAGGAUUUUUUUUUUUUUUUUAUCUUUUGGGGAAAGUCAUUUUUGGCCAAGGGCAUCCUGAAUUUUAAUUUAUGUGCAUCCCUAAUUCUAGCGAAUAUGAUGUUAAAAGUGCCCUGGUGCUGUCCGAGCUUAAUUUUUUUUUUUUUCUAGCCCAUUUUAGAACGAUGUGAAAACUUAUCUGGGCACCCACAACUCUGGUAUACCUUUGCAGGAGAAUCCAGUUAACUCUACUAGGAGACCCAGGAAAGCUGUCAAACUGUCUUAAAAAUUUAAAUAGGAGGGUGCCAGAUGCUUGGGAGUGUUCCUUUAAAAUGUCAUAUAUCCGAUCACCUGCUUUCUUGUGUCACAGAGUAUCCAGUUCUCUCUGUUUAUCAAUAUUUUAUUAAUGACUUUUUAGAUACAACGAGGAAGACCACAAUUGUUACACGUUUGCACUGCAGUUUAUCAAUACUAUAAGGACUCUUCAGGAGAAGCCACCACUCACUAAGAAAUAUUUUACAGAAAGAUUUGUUUUACCGCGGACCAGACGAGUAUCUAAAUAUAUGACUAUCUUUCGUGAGGUUUCCCAAAAUGAUUUCUAUAUAGUUGAAAAGCACUAAUUUUUUUUAUUUAUUUUUUUGGGACAGACAAGCUAUUUUGAAAUAACAAUUGGAAAUAUUUUCAGUUCCUUUUCAUGCAAUUGGAAGAAAAAAAAAACCAUUAAAUAUGUAAGGGUAUUCAGGUCUUCAAAGUGUAUUUUUACACUCACUCCAUCAAUGUAUCUGAACUUAAAUUUCAAGAGGCACUAAAAACAAAACAACUGUGGUUUUCAUGCAAGGACUAUAUUGAUGCAAAAAUAACAAGGAUAUCCUGGCUCUCAAAAAUCAUCCUCAGCAGCCUGGCACAAGGUGCUUCCACAUAAUGAGUCCAAAAUAUUUAAGUUAGGGGAUUUUUUUUUUUUUUUUUUUUUGAAGGGGGGGGGGGGGAAUAGCUUUGAAAAAAGGACAUCAUAGGCACCCAGAACUCUCCAUCUAAUUGAAGUAGUCUGGGCAGUGUCCCUGCUCUCUUAAACCUGCAAUGUAUAACAUCCUGCAAUGUUUACAUUGCAGGAUUAAGACUGCCUCUAGUGGCUGACUCCUAGACAGCCACUAGAGGCACUUCCUGCAAGUGCACAGAGUUUAAGCUCUAGAUGAAAAAAAUCCAGCAUGUUGAAAACCUUCCCUUAGGAAAGAAUGUAGUUAGUGCAUUAGGGUCUUGCAUCGCGCCAACGUCAACAGAGUUUGAUCCAGAGCCAAGUGACAUUGAUGCUUGAAUCAGGUGAGUAUUUAAAGGGUGUUUUUGGGGGGUUUAUUCCUUUAUCCCUGUGGGCGCGGGUGAUGGGCGGGUAGAGUGUUGGGGAAUACAAAACUGUAUCCUGGACACUUUAGUGUUCCUUUAACCUUUUCUGCCCUUUCAAAUUGACACAAGCUCCCAGUCACAGAGUCUAAAUCUUAUAAAUAUAGUUACUUGCUGGAGUUUAAUGUGAGAAAAAAGCAGGUAAAAAAGAAAAGAAAAAUUACACAUUUCUUUUGAAUGCUUUUUAUUAUAGCUCAUCCUGGUCGAUUCUCUCCCGUGAAGCAAUCCAGCGAUUUAAGAUCAAUUCCUACAAUGAGAAACAUUGUAUUAAAAUAGAUAUUGUUUACUGUAUAGCUUUUCUCUUGAGCUCUAGUCAACUGUGUGUGUGUAUAUAUAUAUAUAUAU
This is a messenger RNA of Pelobates cultripes (western spadefoot toad), 10786 nucleotides long. The record is from the annotation of a GenBank genome assembly. Lineage: Eukaryota; Metazoa; Chordata; Amphibia; Anura; Pelobatidae.